Molecule: messenger RNA, 2135 nt
Organism: Physcomitrium patens
Lineage: Eukaryota; Viridiplantae; Streptophyta; Bryopsida; Funariales; Funariaceae
Product: notchless protein homolog
Biological process (GO): ribosomal large subunit assembly
Cellular component (GO): nucleolus
Molecular function (GO): protein binding
Source: RefSeq, a predicted model, not a curated record
CUUCAAGAGUAAAUGCCGUUCAUAAACAACCAUGCACUACAGCCGAAACUCGAUGAACUCCACUAGCGCUUCCUCCGCUGGCUUGUUCUCCUUGGAAGACUUCUAAAAUUUCACUUCUAGAGCUUCGGCAUCACUGAUGCUCACCUUCUCGGCGGUAUUGAGAUCAUUAGUACUAACCCGCAACUCGGGUGCUAGAUCUAACAUUUUCAAAUCAUCUACCACCACGCUAACUGAAAACCCCCAACCACUGUCGCGUUACAAAAUGCCAACCUAGUGUGAGAUGCAGCAAUUGAUUUCGGUUGACUGAAUAUACUCUUCAGGGGUUUUAGUUCUGGCUCACCUAUUGUCUUGCCCUGAAAUUAGGGUUAGGGUUUGUCUCUUUUUCGUCUCCCCUGUUUCAGUCUGACUUGAACUGUCAGGGGUUUAGCAGGGUCUUAGUGAAUUGCUAUCAUUUCCGGCAUCAACAAUUGUUGCACUACUACAGUGUCGAAGGGUAGUGAUCAAGUAGGAACAAUGGAGACUAAUCCGCUUGCAGUCCCUGCGAACAAUAUCAUCUGUUCUCUCACGGACCCGGAGAAUCGUAGUUUAGGUCCCCCGCUUGAUCUUCCUCAGGAUGCAGGUCCUAAAGAGCUCCAUCUCCUCAUUAACACGCUUCUUCAAAAUGAAGAGAAGCUGCCUUACGCGUUCUACAUCAACGACAAAGAACUCGUUGGAAGCUUGGGAGCCCACCUGAAACAGAACAGAGUGUCUGUUGAGCAGGUACUACAUAUAGUGUAUCAACCACAGGCUAUAUUUCGAAUCAAGCCUGUCACCCGUUGUUCUGCUAGCAUACCUGGACACUCGGAAGCAGUGUUAUCAGUGCAAUUUAGUCCAGAUAGUACUAAGCUUGCUAGUGGGUCAGGUGAUACUACUGUCCGAUUCUGGGACAUUUACACACAAACGCCUCUAUUCACUUGUACGGGACAUAAGAACUGGGUGCUAUGCAUUGCAUGGUCGCCGGAUGGCAAAAUGCUUUUGAGUGGAAGUAAAGACGGGGAGCUGAGGCUGUGGGAACCUACAACAGGCAAGGCCAUAGGCAAUCCCUUUACAGGACAUAAAAAAUGGAUAACAGCUGUUGCAUGGGAACCAGCCCAUCUUCAGUCUCCGAGCCGGCGAUUUGCUAGUGCUAGUAAAGAUGGCGAUAUUCGUAUAUGGGACACCACUCUGCACAAGACAGUUAUGUGUCUUAGUGGCCACACACUUGCAGUAACCUGUGUAAAAUGGAGUGGCGAGGGCUUUAUUUAUUCUAGUUCUCAAGAUUGUACAAUAAAGGUUUGGGAGACUACUCAAGGGAAACUUAUCCGGGAGCUUAAGGGACAUGGACAUUGGGUGAACACACUGGCGUUGAGCACAGAGUACGUACUGCGAACCGGUGCUUUUGAUCACACUGGUAAACAAUAUAAUUCGGCUGAACAGAUGAAGGAGGCAGCGUUGGUCAGAUACAAGGCAGCGAAAGGUGAAUCACAAGAGCGGCUAGUGUCAGGGUCAGACGAUUUCACUAUGUUUUUAUGGGAGCCAGGGACUAGCAAACAGCCAAAAGCUAGAAUGACAGGCCACCAACAGUUGGUCAACCACGUGUAUUUCUCUCCUGAUGGACGCUGGAUUGCUAGUGCUUCAUUUGACAAGUCUGUCAAGCUUUGGGAUGGAUAUACGGGAAAAUUUCUUGCCACGUUCCGUGGCCAUGUGGGCCCUGUCUAUCAAAUCAGUUGGUCUGCAGACAGCAGGCUAUUAGUCAGUGGAAGCAAAGAUUCCACAAUGAAGAUGUGGGACAUGAGGACACAAAAGCUGCGAGAAGAUCUUCCAGGUCACGCUGAUGAGGUUUUUGCCGUGGACUGGAGUGCUGAUGGUGAAAAAGUUGCCUCUGGAGGCAGGGACCGAGUUCUCAAGCUGUGGAUGAGCUGACUUAUAGAUCUUAUUGUCUUCAAACUAAUUCGAUAACAUAGCAUUACUUAUACACCAGAGCAUCCUUGCAUUUGCGCGUUGAAAAGAUUUAUGUCUAAUAUUGAUACAAUCCUAAGUAGGUAAAUUGCGUACACGUGAACUUGAAAAUCAAUUUUAUGAGAGAUCAAUCCAUCUUAUGUUGUGGUUAAGUACCA